AUGGCUGCUCCGUCAGGCACUGAAACCCUCUCCUGCCUGCCUGCCUCCUCUGCCACGAAACAGCAACUCGGGCUCCAUGAGCAGCACCAGCCCCAGCAGGAGCCGUGGCGGGAAAACCGCAACAGUGUUGCGAGCAGCGACUGCGGUCCCUGCCGAAGGAGCAAGUCCUCGGGACUUAUAAAGGACCUGCCUCUGCCAGAGGACCUGGACUGCAAGAGCACCACGCACAUCAAGCUGCCCGUCUACGCCAGCCUCAUCUGUAUGGACAUGGAAGCCAGUGGGGAGCCCCAGGUCACCCUCUGGGCCAUCUACAGAUGGACAACAGACAACUUCUGUUAUUUCCGACUCGCCAAUCCCACAUGGCAGAAUUCCAUCCAGCACAACCUCUUCUCCCACAAGUGCUUCAUCAGGGUGCCCCGGGAGAAGGAUGAGCCUGGGAAAGGAGGGGUUUGGAAGAUGGAUUCCCUGUGCACCUACCAGCUCAAGAAGGGUGGCUUCAGAAAGCGGAGGAGGUCCCCAGGGCAGACCCACCCGGCCUUCACAAAAACAGCCCAGCAAGAACCAGGGUGUGAUGCCAGCCCAGCCGCUUAAGUUUGCCCCCCCUCUAACAUCCUCAGGGUCAGCAGAGAGUCGCAGCAGCUGCAGGAGGAGUUGGCAGAAACCACCAGCAGCCAGAGCUGGGAUCCAGCUGAGGGCCAAGCAGGGCAGAAGCACCAGCAGCUCUCACCCACCCCACCGGCCAAGGUGGCUCGGCUUUCCAGCUCAGCCUUGCUGACCCUGGAAGAGCAAAAGGAGCUGGGAUCCUUGAAAGGUAUCUGGGACUGGGAGGCCAUCUUCAACACCAACCUGAAUGCAGACUUGCCCACAUUUGGGGAUCUGGACAUUCUGCCUCCAACCAGCCCCAUCAUGCAUGACCUGGACUUGAUGGUCCAUGGGCAGCACACCGAGGGUCCCCAGGGGCAAGAGCAGGUCCACACUGAAAUCCAUCAGAACAACCCGGGCUGGGAUGAAACCUUCAGGGCUGCUGCUCUGCUGCAGAGUCCCUGA
Molecule: messenger RNA, 1047 nt
Organism: Chaetura pelagica (chimney swift)
Lineage: Eukaryota; Metazoa; Chordata; Aves; Apodiformes; Apodidae
Product: forkhead box protein J1-like
Exons: 3
Biological process (GO): regulation of DNA-templated transcription
Molecular function (GO): sequence-specific DNA binding; DNA-binding transcription factor activity
Source: RefSeq, a predicted model, not a curated record